CUAACGUAAACGUGCUUGGCAAGCGGUGUAUUUGCGCUCUUAAGGAAUACAGAGGAGAGGACAGUGAGUGAGCCAGAGUUCACAACACCUAGAGAGCAUUUUAAGAUUUCCGUAGCCUAUAAGUUUACCAACCAAGUCACGGCGUUUGGGGAAUUCUGAAGACGACAACACGAUGAUGAAAAAGAAGCGUGGAAACGGUGAAGAAGCUCACAUGUCAGCAGUAGCCGAGUCUGGCCACUAUGUGGUGGGACAGGUGUCCGGUAGUUUGUUCCCAAACAAAUCCACGUCAGAUGCUUGCAAGUCCAGCUCCCUGUCUGCUCUGUUCCAAAGGAAAUCCUCAGCUCCCAGCGUCCUCUUUGUUCCAGUACCACCGCCGAUCCCCAAAACUGAAGAGAGAAGCUCUUUGGACAAAGCAACUAAAAGUGUGAAAAUUGAGCUGAAAAAGAAAAAAGAUGAAAAAACAAAGACUGCAGCAGAAGAAAAACUGAAAAAUAUGGAAAAUGCUUUAGAAAAUGCAGAUAAGGAGGAAGAGAUGAAAAAAUCUAGGAAAAUUAAACGAAAGGCUGUGGGAGGAGGGGAGAUGAGCCUGGAAGAGGGAGAGGAACCAAGGAAGAAGAGGGUCAUUAACAAGGCAGAGGAGCAAAUAAAAAGCAGAAGAACGGUGUUUGUUGGCAAUCUGCCUACAAACUGCACCAAGAAGAUGUUGAAAGUUCUUUUCAGAGAAUUUGGAGCCAUUGAAUCCAUUCGAUUUCGUUCAGUGACACGAGAGGAUGCUACAAUGUCUCAUAAAGUAGCUGCCAUACAACGCAAAGUCCAUCCCAAAAGGCAAAGCAUCAAUUCCUAUGUAGUUUUUAAAGAUCAAGAUUCAGCGGUGAGAGCAUUAAAAAGGAAUGGCAUGGAGAUUGCAAAGGACUUCCACAUCAGAGUUGACUUGGCUUCCAAAGCCAAUUCUCAUAAUCACAAGCAGUCUGUAUUUGUUGGCAAUCUGCCAUAUGAAGUGAACGAGCUGACCGUGCGACAGCACUUCGAGCAGUGUGGUGGCAUCGAAGCUAUACGCCUGGUGAGGGACCGGGACUCUGGGAUGGGCAAAGGCUUUGGCUACGUCUUGUUUGAGAAUGUAGACGCGGUGCAGCUGGCUCUGAAACUCAACAACUCAGAACUUCAGGGCAGAAAAAUUCGAGUGAAGCGCUCCGUCAAGAACGUGGAGAAAGCUUCAGGGGUUGUGAAUCGCAACAAGAAAACGGCGACACCCCCAGAAAGAUGUAAUACAAAAGGCGUGGGCAGGCCGAGUCACCGUCCCAAGAAUAAGUCUUCAACACCAGCCUCCCAGAAACAAGGAAAAGUUCAAGGAGGGUCCUCCUUCAGAGGCGAAAUUGCUAAGCCUGGAAAUAGCAGGUCAAAGAAAAAUAAAGGACUGAAAAAGAAGUUCAGAUCUAAAAAAUAAUAUGUUGUUAAUGUGUUGGAGGGUUUAUUCUUACUGUGUUUUUUCAUUCUACUGAUACUCAGACAGCUUUGGAUUUCAAGUUCUAUCUGUUUUUAAAAAAAUUAUUUCAAAUGCUUACCUUUUUGAUGGACAAAUUUUGUUGAAAAGGUGAAUAAAAAUCUAUAUGAAUCUGUUCUUCAUUUCUAAAACAGCAACUUCAAAUUGUUUUUGUCUUCAAAAUGACUGAGAGCCAGGAUAAACAUAAUCAUAAUGGUUAUGUGGCAAAGAUGACAUUGGGUUCUAGUCCUCCAAAUACUCACAAUUCUGGACGCUUCCUUUCUGGGGAAACUACCCAAGUGUUCAGAAUACUUAGUUACGGUUUUCAAAAUGACAAAUUUUCACGUUUUUAAUUUUUUUGCUUGUAUUUUUGUAACAUGACGUGCAGGUGGGACCCAUCACCAUGCCAUGGGGCACAAAAUGGUUAAAACAGAAACGUUUUGCUCAGAAAGGGGGUUGCAGUAAUUAAAUGGAAUCUGAAUCAUUAGGUAUUAUCUCACAGAACAUGUUAUGCUGCAAGCACAAAAGAGAAGCGGCUAUUGCUGUGGUACGCGGAUAUUAAAGUGAUUUGUACCGCCGCCAUCCCGAAUCUAAGGCUUCCGCCAUGUGCAGC
Molecule: messenger RNA, 2093 nt
Organism: Scleropages formosus (Asian bonytongue)
Lineage: Eukaryota; Metazoa; Chordata; Actinopteri; Osteoglossiformes; Osteoglossidae
Gene: rbm34
Product: RNA binding motif protein 34
Exons: 11
Coding region: 173-1444 (423 amino acids)
Molecular function (GO): RNA binding
Source: RefSeq, a predicted model, not a curated record